Wyeomyia smithii (pitcher-plant mosquito) is the source of this 2829-nucleotide messenger RNA. It is a transcript of the gene P5CS, whose product is annotated as delta-1-pyrroline-5-carboxylate synthase. The record is from RefSeq and is a predicted model, not a curated record. Bases 263 to 2665 code for a protein of 800 amino acids. The transcript is spliced from 6 exons. Gene Ontology annotation, molecular function: ATP binding; glutamate 5-kinase activity; glutamate-5-semialdehyde dehydrogenase (NADP+) activity. NCBI's taxonomy places the organism in Eukaryota, Metazoa, Arthropoda, Insecta, Diptera, Culicidae. Gene Ontology annotation, cellular component: mitochondrion; cytoplasm.
UUGCUAGCUUAAUCCCUACGGCGAUCAGUUGGGUGUGAGGCUUCCACUUGGCAGGAGGAAUCGUUUUGAAGUUGGUUUCUUGUCCUCUACGAAGCUACCCUGAACUUAUAUUAUUCUAGUUGCUAGUGACCAUGCUGUGAUUUAGUGUCUUUACUUAAGAAUCAUUGAAGUGUAAAAUAUAUUAUUAUAAAUUCAAUAACUUGCUGCCUCUACCCUACCUUAAUUAUUUUAAUUUCUGUCGUGAAACCGCGAAAUCGAAGCUAUGUCGAUGUGUUUGCGAGGUCUGGGCCAUAUCCGUGGAGUGAUGAUUUGGAACCGGAGCCGGUACCAACAUUUUGUGAAAAAUGGAAGAAAUUUUUCUAUUGUUGGCAGCUCUGGAGUCAAUGCCUAUCUGGCUGAACAAGUGAGCAAAGCAAGCCGAGCCUCGGCUAACCGCACUCUGCACUCAAUUCACGACCGUACACGAGCAACAAUUGCUGAACGCAGCCAGCUUAAGGAAGCUCGCCGAAUGGUGGUUAAACUGGGUAGUGCGGUUAUUACGCGGGAAGACGAACACGGGCUGGCACUGGGGCGGCUUGCUUCGAUCGUCGAACAAGUGGCUGAGUACCAUGUCGAGGGUCGGGAAUGUAUCAUGGUGACCAGCGGUGCGGUGGCCUUCGGCAAACAGAGACUAACUCAGGAAUUGCUGAUGUCAAUGUCCAUGAGGGAGACUCUUUCACCGACGGAUCACACUCGACAGGAUGCGGGAACAAUGGUCGAACCACGGGCCGCAGCGGCUGUCGGUCAGUCCGGACUGAUGUCGCUGUAUGACGCGAUGUUUGCUCAGUACGGGAUCAAGGUGGCGCAGGUGUUGGUAACAGAGCCGGACUUUUAUAAUGAAGAAACUAGGAAGAAUCUUUUUAGUACUUUGUCCGAGUUGAUUAGUCUGAACAUUGUGCCGAUCAUCAACACAAACGAUGCAGUGAUGCCGCCAAUGUUUAUCGUUGACCAGGAAAUUUCCGGGUUGGGAAAAAAGAAAGGCAUCAAAAUUCGGGAUAAUGACAGUUUGGCAGCACUGUUGGCAGCUGAGAUCCACGCCGACUUGUUGAUUUUGAUGUCGGAUGUCGAUGGAAUCUACAACAAGCCACCGUGGGAGGACGGUGCACGAUUGAUGCAUACCUAUACUACAGCGGACAAGGAUUUGAUAAAGUUCGGACAGAAAUCGAAGGUCGGCACCGGCGGUAUGGAUUCCAAAGUAACCGCUGCCACGUGGGCUUUGGAUCGUGGAGUAAGCGUCGUAAUUUGCAAUGGAACCCAGGAGAGUGCAAUUAAACUAAUUUUAACAGGUCGAAAGGUGGGCACGUUCUUCACGGAAUCUACGGCGGAAAAGGCCGCUAAUGUAGAGCAUCUAGCGGAGGAUGCUCGUACUGGCAGUCGAGUUUUGCAAAAUCUAUCGGCAAGUGAACGCGCAUUGUGCGUUAACACGUUGGCAGAUUUGUUGAUCUCCAAACAGGCAAAGAUCUUGGAAGCAAACGCCAAGGAUCUGGACGAAGCCAAAAAGUCCGGUGUAGCAAAACCUCUGCUGUCGCGUUUGUCCCUGACUUCGGCCAAGAUUGAAAGUUUAGCGGUUGGUUUGAAGCAAAUCGCUGACGACAGUCACAAGAAUGUCGGCCGCGUGAUUCGUCGUACAAGACUAGCUGAUGGGUUGGAGUUAAAGCAGGUUACCGUUCCGAUUGGGGUGUUGCUGGUUAUUUUCGAAUCGCGGCCGGAUUCUUUACCACAGGUCGCAGCCCUUGCAAUGGCAUCUGGAAACGGUUUGCUGCUUAAGGGUGGUAAAGAAGCUGCCCACAGCAACCGAGCUUUGAUGGAAUUAGUAAAGGAAGCGCUGACAGUGGUCGGUGGGGCCAAGGCGAUCUCAUUGGUGUCUACCCGUGAAGAAAUCGGCGAUCUUCUCUCGAUGGAUAAGCAUAUCGAUUUGAUUAUUCCUCGUGGUUCAAGUGAACUGGUUCGAAGCAUUCAGGAGAAGUCACAACAUAUUCCGGUAAUGGGGCAUGCGGAAGGAAUUUGUCAUGUUUUCGUCGAUAAGGAAGCCAACCUGGAUAAGGCGAUGAAGAUCAUUCGGGACGCUAAGUGCGAUUACCCAGCUGCAUGCAACGCUAUGGAAACGUUACUGAUUCAUGAGGAAUUAUUAGAAGGGAACUUCUUUGCCGACGUGUGUAACAUGCUUAAACGUGAAGGUGUUAAGAUCAACUCUGGCCCCAAACUAAAUCAGCAGUUGACAUUUGGUCCGCCGCAAGCGAAAUCUCUGAAGCACGAGUAUGGUGCACUUGAGUGCACUAUUGAAGUUGUGAGGGACCUGGAGGAAGCUAUUGAUCACGUGCAUACCUACGGAAGCGGUCAUACCGAUGUCAUAGUAACAGAAAACGAGAAGUCAGCUCGAUACUUCCAAAACCACGUGGACAGCGCUUGCGUGUUCCAUAAUGCAAGCAGCCGAUUUGCCGAUGGAUUCAGGUUCGGUUUGGGGGCGGAAGUUGGCAUUUCUACCGCCAGAAUCCAUGCCAGAGGCCCAGUCGGAGUGGAAGGUUUGCUGACUACUAAAUGGAUUCUCGAUGGAGUGGAUCAUGCUGCGGCCGACUUCAGCGAUGGCUCCCGGAAAUGGAUACAUGAAUCACUGCCGCUCAAUUGACUCCGGCGCAUUAAAGCAAUCAUCAUCGAUAGACUCCAACAUCUGUAGAAAAAACCCACCCAUUUUAUUCGUUUCUUUGUUUUGUGUAAAUGAUGCCUUUUGGCAUUUAAUCAUCGCCUCUUUGUUAGAAUAAAGCUCAUCACGAUAGAAUAAUUGAAAAGUUA